This is a messenger RNA of Rasamsonia emersonii CBS 393.64, 819 nucleotides long. RefSeq lists its product as uncharacterized. The record is from RefSeq and is a predicted model, not a curated record. Lineage: Eukaryota; Fungi; Ascomycota; Eurotiomycetes; Eurotiales; Trichocomaceae. Bases 1 to 819 code for a protein of 272 amino acids. The transcript has 2 exons.
AUGUUCAUCCUUAAUACUCUCCUCUUGGCUGUUCUCUCAGUGGCCUAUGCCGUCCCAUUGACAAAUAUUACCGGACAUGCUGCGGAAGUCUCUCCAGGUUUGAUGUCAGUUCACCCAGCGCUAUCUUCCACUGAAGACUUGACCAACGUAACUGUGGAUUCGACCUAUUACAUAACUUGGGAUGUUGACUUUUAUCCCAUCAAUUCGUCCAUUAUAAUUGAGCUAAGAUACUCCGACAAUUCAGCUGGCGACUCAGCAUACACUUCGGACAGGACGGAAAAUGGCUACGGUUACGUCCCCAUCAAGAUGCAAAAGGAAUGGCUGCAGGGCAAGUUCUACAACAAUCUGACCUUGUACAUCAUCGAGAACAACCCGGAAUCGGGUCAGCGAACGAGCUAUCGAGAAGGUCCAACGAUCACACUGCUGCCAAAGCCUGUGGAGCAUUACAAGCCUCCACCACCAACGUCCUUCAACAAGCUGGGUCUUGUUGUUGGCCUACCAAUUAGCCUGAGCGUCAUUAUCCUUGUCGUGGCCGGCCUUUUCUUCGGAAUGCGCAAGAGCCGGCAAAUUGGAUUGGGAAACGUCAUGGGCCCCAGGAAGAAUGGAUACGGGAUUCAACAGUCCAAAAUCCAGCGCCUUGAUUACAGGAGCAAGGACAGCAUCAACCGGGGCAGAGUGUAUAACACGGAUGUCUAUACUGACAAUCCAAAUCAUCGGCCAGUCGUCAAGGUUGAUACGGAGCUGUGCAACGAAAUAGAGAGGACUCGAGGUCAUGCUUUUACACACGAUGUAUCGAAUUUUAAGAGCUGGAGUGAUUGA